AUGCAGACGGCCGCCGAAGUUGCAUUCCAUGCCUUGGAUGCAAACAAAGAUGGUUACAUCGGCAAAGAUGAGUUUGUUGCUUCCCUGGUGGGGCUUCUGAGCCACAGCAACGCGGAGAGCUUGUUUGAGUCCCUGGAUCUGGAUGGGAAUGGUAGUAUCGAUCUCGAAGAGUUUCGCUGGAUGACGCAGGAGCUAUCAGUGAACGACAUAGAGUAUGCCUUCAGUUUCUUUGAUAUGAACGGCCAUGGGCGUGUGUCUAAGAAAGACUUGCGGCUCUUCUUUUCACAACGUGGCUUGAUCCGUGAGGCAGAGCUUGAUGAUAUGAUCCGUGCUUUAGACACAGACGGGUCAAGCACGAUUGACGAAGAUGAGUUCAUCUCAUGGCUUCUUCGUGUGACGGGCGCGGGAGUUCCAUCGGUCCCAGGGACCUCAAAGACGUGCACCAACCGUGCCCAGAGGCGCCGAGCCCGGGCAGCAGUCGCUCGGCGCCAUGGCGCAAUUCGGAAGUUCAUGUCCGCAGUAUGCGUUGCUGGGGCAUUGAGCCACUGGGAGACAACUAUCCUGUGCCAAACCGGUCGUGUCCUCCCAUCGCAGGUCAGCGACGAUCCGCUGAGCAAAGCAGAGAAGAUGUCACGCUUAGAGAUCAUGUCGGAGCGGCGCAUCCGCGACUUGCAGGAAGAGAUCUGCAACCUCAAGGGUUUUGUGAGGCAUUUGCGAGCUGGCCCGUGA
Messenger RNA from Symbiodinium sp. CCMP2592, 729 nucleotides. Lineage: Eukaryota; Dinophyceae; Suessiales; Symbiodiniaceae. The record is from the annotation of a GenBank genome assembly.